CAGGGCAGCGGCAAGACCAUGGCUGACUGCAACAGACAGAGAACAACAGGGGAUCUGGGAUCCAUAGUUCAGGGGACUGCAGGAUAUCAAGAAUGAUCUCUGGGACAGAAAGCAGCACCUCUGGGUCAGGAAGCAGCCAAGAUAUCCAGAGGAUAAGGAACCCCAGGAACUACUCAGUAAGACUCACGGAAAACAUUGGGCUCCCUAUGACACUGCUUGAAAAACACAACCCUUGGCCAGCCUAUGUCACAUUUAUCUCCGCGGCAGUAACCCGACUCACUGAAAAGAGCUGGGCCAGGGAUCUGGAGUGCAUUUAUGCUGUUGAGAAAAACCGCAAGCCACCAAAGCUGAACAAACCUAGUGCCCUGCAGUUGAAGGGGAGUAAGUCAUCCAAGCCCUCAGAACUCAUGCUGAAAGAUACCCUGUCAGAGACUGUGCUACCUGUGUGGGAAAGCUCCACCCCAAAUGUGAGUCCCAUAUUUGUCCCAGAACCUGAACAAUUCGAAAUGGAAGCCAGAGAGGGGCCCACAUCAGACUAUAACAAGAUCAUUUUCUCCAGGAUGCCUGUGAUGAAGAAACUCCCAUAUGACUUACUAUGGGCCAGCAAGGAGACACAUACCAAAGUUUAGCAAAGAGCCCUGUAGCCAUGGCCUGAGAACGUACAACAGUUACUCUCCAUUUGCUACACAUUACAUCGUGUCCUUGAAACUUGAA
Messenger RNA from Rattus norvegicus (Norway rat), 714 nucleotides. RefSeq names its product CMT1A duplicated region transcript 4 (gene Cdrt4). The record is from RefSeq and is marked validated. The coding region runs from base 93 to 629 and encodes 178 amino acids. The transcript has 2 exons. Lineage: Eukaryota; Metazoa; Chordata; Mammalia; Rodentia; Muridae.